GCUCAAACGAGGAAAACAAAGACGUUAAAAGAUCCAUUUGUCCACAAGUGGAUGCAUCAGAAUGGAGCGGAGCAGGGAGCUUGUGGCUUGCCUGUUGUAGCUCCUACACCACAACUACAAUCAUGCAAUGCAAUUUUAAGCUUCAUUUUCUUCACAUAUUUCCCCCAACAUGAGGUACAUGCCACAAGAACAUGUUUAAAAAAACAAAAAGGGUUUUCAUCACAAAAUGUUUGAUCUCUGGCUUUAUUUUGUACCUCUGAGAGGAUUAAUAAACAAUUAUUUCAAUUUUUUUCUUUGAAAGUCCCAUAGCUGUGUGGUAAAGACAAGUGCCCGUCCCACAGAGUGAAACAGGAAAGGCUGUUUUUAGACAUCCUGGCUGGUAAAGGUGUUUGUGCUCCAUGAUGGCUAUUGAAGAGGGAUAAGAAAAAAUCAUUAGAGCUUGAGCACAAAGCACUGAGCACACCUUUAGUCAGUAUAGGGAUGACUGUGGGGUUUGAAGAGCAGCAGUGACCACUCUUUUCCUCCCUCCAUCUCUCCAUCUCCUCCUCUCAGUCUCCCCCUCCCCUCCUCUGUUGCAGUAUCAUCCUGUACUGGACCACAUGAGCAACACCAGCCCAUCCCGGAGUAUCACAAAACACCUCAGCAGCUCCCCCUUCACGUUAACUCCUUUGCUCCUUGACGUAGAGAAAUCCGUCCUUUUUUGGGGUUUUAUUUUUUGGCAUUUGCUUUGAAUUCAAAUGACAUCACAUUGCUGCAGUGCCGCGCUGUCCAUGAAAGGUGUCAGUCGUUUCCUGUGAAGACGAGAAUGUGUCCACUCCGCUCCAGACAUCAUCAUGGCGUGACGGCAGCGCCAUGCGAGUUUUAGUCAGGAGGACGCACCGCACCGGGCACCUUUUCUCUGGGACACCGACUGACUGAUGCUCCCCGGCUCCAUCCCGCCCGGAGACACCGUCUGCGUCGCUGCUGUGGCGGAGCGAGUCGUGCAUGAUGAAAAGUAUUCGCUCGCAUGGGUACGCAUCAUUCUAGAGGAGAUUUGGUGGGGAUGAGACGCAGCAUCCUGCAUGGGUGGGAUUCCUUCAAUGCGCUUCUGAUCGUGGAAGUUAUGACAACAAACAGCAUCUGCCGCGGAAAGGAAGAGCUGGGGUUCGAAUCCCGGUGCUGAUGGGGGGCCGUCUGUGAGCCUUGGACACGCAACCCUCCUGAAACUAUCGCCCGGACUGCAUCUCUUAUCUCGCUCCGUGAUAGAAGAAGGAACUGAACUCGCCCUGCUUGUGCGUAAGGAGACUGGAUAGCUCUGCGCGCACGCAGCCUGGAUGCAACUCAUUUGAUUUCUCGGACUCCCCCUCGAGCUGUUUGGAUUUACAGCGGAUUUUUUAUCCUAUAGCCUCGCUGUUCCCAGACUUUGAGUCCCAAUCGGAUUGUUCGGGGAUUUGAGGUGGGGUUCCAUCCCGACGCAGGUAACCUGAAGGUGGUACCCCCGCUGGCUGCUUUUUAGGACAUUAGAGCCGCUUAUCACGUCCCAUGGAUCCUGCAUCAUAGCACUGACCAGCUUGAUGAGGCGGUUUUAACUGUUGUGUUUGGAAUUUUUUUUUAAAUACUCCACAUCUGAUAAUCAGAGUUUUUUUUAUUCAUCAAGUGAAACAAGUCUGGUUCAGUUAAAUCAUGAGCUGUGGCAUCAACUAUUUGGCAUCAAUAAUUGCACCGCUUUUGACCGCUUUGAGGAGAAGUCGGCGUGGAAUAUAACAUCUGGGCUGUCCUACCCUGGUUCCACUGAGAGCCGCCUGGCUCCGCUCCUAUUUCCUUCAAACACCUGGUGAGGAUGCUCAAACUUGUGAUGGAGACCAGCGCUUGAAAUUUGAAACUGAAAACUAAUCAGCAAUGGACCGGUUGGUGCUGUGCAUGCUGCUGUGCGCAGUCCUGGUGAAGGGAUACAACUGCCCCGGCCGCUGCAUCUGCCAACAUCUCUCCCCGACUCUGACUCUGCUCUGUGCCAAGACGGGCCUGCUGUUUGUGCCGCCCACGAUUGACCGCAAGACCGUCGAGCUGCGCCUGACUGACAACUUCAUCACCAUUAUCCGCAAGAAAGACUUUGUCAACAUGACGAGUUUGGUUCACCUCACGCUGUCCCGCAACACCAUCAGCCAGAUCGUCCCUCAUGCCUUUGUGGGGCUGCGCUCGCUGCGGGCGCUCCACAUGGACGGGAAUCGCCUCAACAUCAUCAAAAGUGACCACUUCAAAGGGCUCAUUAACCUACGGCAUCUCAUUCUGGGAAACAACCAGAUCCACGAGGUGGCCUCCACCUCCUUUGAUGAGUUUGUUUCCACGAUCGAAGACCUGGAUCUUUCCAAUAACAACCUGCGCGGCCUGCCCUGGGAAGCUAUAGCCAGAAUGAGUAACAUUAACACGCUCACCCUUGACCACAACCUGAUCGACCACAUUGAGGCGGGAACCUUUACGCUGCUCACUAAGCUGGUUCGCCUGGACAUGACCUCUAACAGGCUGCAAAAGCUGCCUCCCGACAGCUUGUUCCAGCACGCGCAGGUCUUGUCUGAAGUCAAGGGCUCCAGCUCAUCCACUCUAGCAGUCAGCUUUGGAGGAAAUCCUCUUCACUGCAACUGUGAGCUGCUGUGGCUGCGCAGGCUGACCAGAGAGGAUGAUCUGGAGACUUGUGCUUCACCAGAGCACCUCAUGGAUAAAUACUUUUGGUCCAUUCAAGAGGAGGAGUUUAUCUGUGAGCCUCCACUGAUCACCAAACACGUGGCCUCCAAGUCCUAUGUGAUGGAAGGACAAGGCGUGACUCUUAAAUGCAAAGCUGUAGGUGAUCCAGACCCUUUUAUUCACUGGCAGUCUCCAGAUGGCAAGCUGGUGCAUAACAACUCCCGCACCAUCUUGUACGAUAAUGGUACCCUUGAUAUUCUCAUCAGCACGCUGAAGGACAACGGGGCGUAUAACUGCGUGGCGUCCAAUGCCGCAGGCAUCGCCACAGCUGCCGUGGAGAUCACCAUGAUCCCAUUACCCUUGUUCGUUAACAACACAGGCCACAUGCGAGAGGACCCCGGCCUCUCUGACAUCACCACCUCCUCCAAAUCCGGCAAUGACACUAAAGGCUACGACAAGCAGAACAGAAGGGUGGUGGUCACCGAGCUGACUUCAUCCUCUGCUGUGAUCCGCUGGCCGUCUGAGCGUCACAUUCCCGGAAUCCGAAUGUACCAGAUUCAGUACAACAGCACAGCAGACGAUACUUUAGUCUACAGAAUGAUCCCAUCCACCAGCAAGAGCUUCUUGAUCAAUGAUCUGGCAGCAGGACGAGAGUAUGACCUUUGCGUGCUGGCGGUUUAUGACGAUGGCAUCACAUCAUUAACGGCAACACGUGUAGUUGGCUGCGUGCAGUUCCACACAGCCGGUGAGGUCAGCCAGUGCCGCUUCAUGCACAGCCAGUUCCUGGGAGGCACUAUGAUCAUCAUUAUUGGUGGCAUAAUUGUUGCUUCAGUCCUGGUGUUCAUCAUCAUCCUCAUGAUCCGCUACAAGGCCUACGGCAGCCCGGUGGUCAGCAAAACCAAGAACAGCUCCACCGUACACCUGCAGAACAGCAGCAGCCAGCAGCAGCUCCAGCGCUCCACCUCCAAGCAGCCACCUGAUGAAGGACUUCGUGAAGCUCAGGCGCCGAUAGAGUGCAUGGCGCUGGUGGAAGAUGCCAAGAAGGAGGGUCCGACUGACAUCACUGCCAUACUGGAGGUGGAGCUGCCUUCGGGUGUAGACAAGCUAAAGCGAAGGGCCAGCAUGGAUGCACAGCGCUCUGGCCCGCCAUCAGAGGACACACAGACAGACAGUAGCCUGACAGGCUCCACCAUGUCACUGUGUCUCAUAGGCUCCAAUGCUGGCACUAAAGAAGCUCCCAGGCUUAAGGACAAGAAAAACGUCCUGGCCAGCGUGGGGUUGCCUCCCAAUGAGCUGGCACGAACUAGGCACAGAUUCUCUUUUGACGGUGGAGAUUACUCCAUAUUUCAGAGUCAUAGUUACCCACGCAGGGCGAGGACGAGGUGGCACAAGUCCACCAACCAGCUCAACUUGGAGUCAUCGCCACUUGCCAACAGGAGAGUUACAUUCAGCAGCACCGAGUGGAUGCUUGAGAGCACAGUCUGAGGAAAGCAAGGUCGCCAAAAAUAAAAACAAAACAAAAAAGGCUCAGCUUCUCAGAGACAUACAUAUGUAAAAACACAAGUGUCUCCAUGCCAUAAAACCCAAUGUCCCUGCGUUCAGCAGGUGAUUACAACAAGCACAUCUACAUGCUAUAUUUCUGUGAGUUGCUGGAAAGGAACACUGUCUCCCUUCAUCGCGCCUCCCCCAUCAUACUCCCAGAGAGAUUUGUUGUCCUUUCUUUACGCAGCAGUGCCUUAUUCUUCUUAAAGUGUACGAAUGGAGGAUGCUGCUCAUUGUUGUCAUAAACCUUUCCUGUCUGUCAUUGCCUCCCACUCUGACUGUGGGAAUUUGGAUUUUUAAUUGCUAUUCAUUUUUUGUGAUGCGCUGAAGGGAGGUUUAGUGUUUGGAUGUGACUGUUUAACUGUAAAAAAAAAAAAGAGAGAGAGAGAAACAACAACAACAGAAAAACAACAACCCUCCAUCAAGCAGUAACUGUAAAGUGAACAGCCAGGUAUCCUGUUAUGUCAAUCAUCUUCUGGGAUGUUUCAGAAAAAAAAAGAAAAAAAAACUUGCACAGAAGACACGAGAUACUAGGACAAGUAUCACCACCAAUCUAUACAAAAAAAAGGAAAAUUAUGAAAUAGAAAUUUCUAAUGUUGGCACAAAGAGGAUGGAUGUGGAAAUCUGCUUCUGUGGAUUCCUCUUUCACAGCCGGACUAUGACGUUAAAUGACUAUUGUUCCAGAUGUGACUGUAUAUUGAUCGGUACUGUAUCUGGCUGGUCUAGAUAAAAGACAACAAACGAAAAAGACAUAUAUAAAUAUAUUAAAACAUUGGUGUAUGUGUACUAACUAUGUAAGUAAGUAAGUCAUUUGUCACAUGACUUUUUACAAAGCAUUUGGGUGUUGGCUGCAAGUUUUUACAUUAAAAACCUGUGUCAUCACACCACUUCCUAUUUAGUAUGUCGACAUUUGGAUCAUUUAUCCCUUUCGCGGAGGGUAUUAAAUUCUUUUGUGUGGGUU
Molecule: messenger RNA, 5161 nt
Organism: Oryzias latipes (Japanese medaka)
Lineage: Eukaryota; Metazoa; Chordata; Actinopteri; Beloniformes; Adrianichthyidae
Gene: lrfn1
Product: leucine rich repeat and fibronectin type III domain containing 1
Molecular function (GO): protein binding
Source: RefSeq, a predicted model, not a curated record